Messenger RNA from Microthlaspi erraticum, 468 nucleotides. The record is from the annotation of a GenBank genome assembly. Lineage: Eukaryota; Viridiplantae; Streptophyta; Magnoliopsida; Brassicales; Brassicaceae.
AUGCAUCAAAAGAGUUUGGCAACUGAGCGCACGCCCUGGAAGGUUCGUCGUAAGCAGAGAUUAUUGCAGAAAGGAAUUGAGGCAAUUUACCGUGAGGCAAUGACUUGUGGUGCUAACCUGCUUCCUUCUGCUUGCUCUGAGUGUGCUAAAUUACAGCGUAUCAAGAAUGAAACGGAAUCUGCUGCUUCUGACCUAAGCAAGGGCAAGACGGAGUCUUUGGCAGCUAUCAGAAGGCUUCUGUAUCUCUUGGAAGAAGAGGAGGACAAGCGUAUAUUGGAAGAAGAGGAGGACAAGUGGAAAUUGGAAGAAAAGGAGAUGGAGAAGAAGCGGAAAUUGGAAGAAAAGGAGAUAGACAAGAAGCGUCCAUCGGAAGAAAAUGAGAUGGACAAGAAGCGGAAAGUGAGGGAGGACGUGAUCAACUCUGUAAUCAAUGACUAUCAGGUCUUUUACAUCCCAACUGAAGGUUAA